This is a messenger RNA of Suillus bovinus, 2139 nucleotides long. RefSeq lists its product as uncharacterized. The transcript has 5 exons. The coding region runs from base 1 to 2139 and encodes 712 amino acids. NCBI's taxonomy places the organism in Eukaryota, Fungi, Basidiomycota, Agaricomycetes, Boletales, Suillaceae. The record is from RefSeq and is a predicted model, not a curated record. Gene Ontology annotation, cellular component: nucleus. Gene Ontology annotation, biological process: positive regulation of transcription by RNA polymerase II.
AUGCAACCUCCUUCAGAUUCUCCUUCUCCACCCUCUCCUCAUAACAAUAAUUCAUCCUUGAAAGCUCACUCCCAAUCACCACCACCAGUCUCAUCAAACUCAGAGUCCUACAACUGUCAAUGGAUCGAUUGCUCUGCCAGUUUCACAGAUCCAGAGAUCCUCUACAAUCAUCUCUGCAACGACCAUAUCGGCAGAAAGAGUACAAAUAAUCUUUGUCUCACUUGUAAAUGGAAGGAUUGCGGCACAUCCUGUGCCAAGCGUGAUCAUAUCACAAGUCAUCUUCGAGUCCACACUCCGUUGAAGCCGCAUGUCUGUGAGAUAUGCAAGAAGUCAUUUAAGCGACCCCAGGAUCUCAAAAAGCACGAGAAAAUCCAUACAGAGGAGCACCACGCGCAGCACAAGCACUCCAAGGCAAUUACCGUAAAUGAUCCUGCUUACGCCUCCCGUAUUCGCGGAGAUGCUUUCCCAACAAAAGGUGCCCUCAAUAGGUCGCUUUCUGGUAAACUUCAUGGCGCAGCGCCGGGCGCGUUGCCUCCCAAAGUCCCUUUUGCUCGUGCACGCCCUCGUUCUGGUGGGCAUUACAGUGCCUUGCCCACUCCCUCUCCGGAGCUUGAAAAUCAUCCCUCUCGUCAUGUGCCUAAUCCGCCAUACGAGCUCUUUCUCCAUAAUCAGGUACCUUCAUGGGACAGCGCUAAAUCCGAUGCACGCGCAUCAAAUCGCAACAAACGGUCGCUUGAAUAUACUGUCGACGAUUUCUUCACUGAUAUGAAGAAGAGGAAGGUCAAUCCUGCUUACGACAACCACAUGGUGGAGCGUCUCAACAAUCUUGCAUAUGCACAAGACGAUGCACAGUAUGACGAGUUUAACCCUCGCUCAGUGUCUUUUGACGUCCGCACACCAGAGGAGCUUGCUGCCGUGAACGAAUUUCUUGUGGCCCUUGGUCGGGAUGUAACUGCAAACAAUCGUGCAUCCCAGGACUUAUCAGGACGGUUCUCACCAACGACGUAUUUUGAUGCUGACAGUCUCAGUCAACUUGGGCUCGCCGGAAUGCCUGGACUGCUGGGUCCAGGGACAGCAUAUAAUCACGAUGCUGCGUACGUGCAGACUGCGCACCAAUAUGCCACUGCUGCCUACCCUUCUCCACCCUCACUCGGGAGAUCUUCGCAUCCAUCCGUGCAGCACACUCAAUAUAGUCCUGUUUAUCCACCUAUGCAUGCUUCCACCUCUGGUGGUUAUUCAGAUCAGUACACCCCUUCCCAUCAGAGCCGUGCUUCGGCAUCCGCCUCCCAUGACUAUGGUCUCAAUACGCCAUCUUCAACAUAUGCUUAUCAAACGUCUACUCCGCAAGGGCACUUCCACCCUACACCGCCGCUCGACCCGACAUCUCCGCAUUCUUCUAGCUCCACCCCUUCCAAUGCUACGCCACCUCAUCACUCGUCGAUACAAGAGUCUUUUGCUGAGUUCAGCUCGCUUCGUAGGCCUCGUGGUGCCCCUCCACCUGUGCAAAUGGCGGCACCAGAGUACCAUCACAAAGCUAUGCGAAACAUGAUCCCAUUGAAAACAGCACCUGCUAAUGCACCCGAGCCGGUGCCGGUGACACCUGCCCUCCCUCCAACCACACACCGCGGAUCAAUCAAUGCACUGCUGUCACCGCCCUCAUCAUCUGUGCCUUCUUCCAACAAAUUGUACCCCUUGCUGCUUCCCGAAGACUCUCAUUUGAAGUUACCGUCACUCAAGCCUGAUGCAGGUCCGUUCAGGCUCCCACCCAUCAAGGAUAUGUACCGCCCGCCGUCACCUCAGACGUCUGCAUCACGGUCUCCAGACACAUCUCGUGGAACGACCCCUAGCUCGACACGUUCGUCACCUGUGUCUACUCAUACAACCAUCCCUGGUCUGCGCUCAAUCACUGAGACGUCAGAGAGUGACGAACUAGUCAGAAAGGUUGACAAAAUCCAGCUAGAUCACCUGAUGAAGGAAGUCACACCGGAAAACCGGCAGAAGCAUGCAGAGCUGAUACGUAAUCUCCUUGUGAAGAUUAACGAGGAUUAUCGGAAACGCUUCGGCACUCCCCAGAUGGAGUCUUCAAGGGUUUCGCGAACCCGGCUGCCUUUGGUAGACGUGGAGAUGGCCGUCGCAUAG